UAUUAGCAUACUGCAAGAUGAACGUUCAUGGCGCUCUCGGUCCAUCCGGAGAGCAGUUAUGAAAACAGUCUGGUAGAGUUAAUGAAGUCGGUUGGGGGUAACCGACUUGAUGAACAGGCCUUUAAGUAUAACCCCGGAGCAACACAAGGUUGGGUUAAGCCUUGCCAAGGAAUCAAUUUAAUGUCCUACCACGAUGGUGGGGGUGACCAUUGUCUUACAGACUUUUCCCGUUUACCUUCAUACAAAAAUUGCCAGGUUGAUCAGCAGCUAAUGGGGGUUAAUACCAUAAACUCACACACUGGCCAGCAACAAACAACAAGAAGUCACCAAUCACAAGAUAAACAUUCCUAUUUUGAUUGGUCUCAACCAGCUCUAUCUUUGUAUUCAUACUCACAGACAGAUGGCAUCAACAGAAAAUCAACCAGUUUGGAAGAAGACAGUCUUAAAACUAAUCCUUAUGUUCUCAAUCCAGAUGAAAUGCCUCCAGCAUUCGCCUCCUACAAAGAUCAGUUUUCCAGCUCUGAUAAAUUUGGACUUUCCAAUAGUUGCUCCAGUGAUAAAUUUGGACUUACCAGUAGCUGCUCUAGUGAUAAAUUUGCAGCGUUUAAUGAUCUUGUCAACAAAAUAGUAGAUGAUGAGUCUUCCUUGCUCUCGUUUUCUUCAUUCUUUGACCGAGAAGAAGAAUCACCAUCCCAGGCAACCUCAGAUGUAUUUUCUUUAGAUGAAUCUCCAACUAUAAAUUGUGGCAGUGUAUGGUCAACGGGUAGUGAAGGAACACCAUCUGGUAAAUCUGACAAGAACUCAGUCUCUUAUGGAAGUUACGAACAUCAGUCAAGUCAGCUAUCUCAACUUUGGGAUGAAAAUGUUACAGAUUCUCCAUUCGCGUCAUAUUUAUCAUCAUCAAAUUCCCAGAACCCCUCGCAAUCAGACGCCAACUUUUUCCACAGCAUUGUUUCACGGGACCAAGCACCAUUAGCUCGAGAUGAUUUCAGUUCUCAAGGAUUUUCUGCUGAACAAAAUGCUUCAAAUAUACACGAUAGACUUAAUUUUAAUUCACCCAGCAACCAUUUCAAUACUUACAGUGGCGUAAAAUGUUCACAAAGCACGAAAUGUGAUGUCUCAAGGCCAGGAAAUAGUCAUUAUAUUCCACAAACAGGACAAGUUCCUCAAUUUUUUCAAGAAAACCACUACAGUUCUACUAUGAAAAAACACAACUUACAAGAUUUGUAUUCUGCUCAAACGGACUCAGUUGUCCAGUCACAUUCCCAUAUUAAUUUCCCCCGAAACCUUAACAUGAAUAACCAGUCAUUCCCAAAUGGCAUUAUCAAACCAAGUCAUUCUGUCAGUGGUACACUUAAUAAUGCCAACUCCCAGACAACAGUUCAUGAAGCCAAAGCCCAAAUGUAUUCCAAUGUUCAAAACCGAGGAGACUUUAUGCAUCCUAUUCAUGUAAAUACCCAAUCACCUAAUGUACAUAUGUCAAAUAAUAGCUGGUCCAAUCCAAGUACUCCAAGCUCUGGAGGAGAUGGAAGCAUCAGUGGAUUGGAUAAAAGUAAUCUCGUACAUGGAACAAACCAAAUGGAUCAAAACUUUUCUGGUCUACAUAUGGGCAGCCCAAAUCCUCACAUUAAUCGAUUCCUGCGUAAAGAACAAACGCCAUUAGAUACCUCCACACCUCAACAUAUGCGGGAGAGGAUUGCUGCUCAUCUGAGAGCUCAGGGGUAUUACAAACGAAAUCGUGCAUCAAAUUAUACCAGUUCUCCUCAUUGUGAUCGAUGGUCUGCGGACACAGCAGGACUAGAUUCCUCCAAUCCAUCGUCUAAUACUGAUGUACUACCACCAGAACUUAUACCAUUCUAUUUUGAUGAUAGACGAAAUGAAAGACGUAGAAUCGAUCCACGCCACGUGUUGCCAUUACAUCCUUACUUCCAGGUUGCUCCCCAUCUCCAACACCCUCCUCCACAUCCGCUAUUUAACCCUAACCCUGGUGCCUUGACAGUGGAUGGUUUAGAUUAUGUACAGCUUGAUGCUUAUGGUCGUGUAGCACCAGCUUAUAUGGGUGAAUUAUUGUAUGAUCCUCCACCACACCUAUUCAACUUACCCUACUUUUAUCAAGGCUUUAGACAGUUCAGGCGAAGUGGGCCCUCGAACGAAUUACAUAUAAAGUUAGAAGAAUGUUAUGAACAAUUUAAGGCUGUUGAAAAAGAAAGGAAGAAGACAGAAGCAGAAUUAGCCAGACAGAAUCCAGGGAAAAAAGUUUCUAGUGCCAAUAAUAUUGUCAUACCAAGAUUACCAUCCAAUCCUUCUAGAGUAGACAGAUUAAUAGUUGAUUCUUUUAGAGAACAUGCCAGGAUAAUUACCCUAGUAGACAAAAUGCAAAGACUAAGAAGUAUCACAAUUCAUCCUAAUGUACAGUCUUGUCUAGAGAAGUGGUUGGAAGGUAUACGUAAGGUACAAGCUAGAAGAAAAGAAGAAAUUGUUAAUGCAGCUAAUAGACAUAGAGCUGGUGUACCUCGUCAGCAGGAAGAUAAAGAUGUUUUGGCACUAGCAACAAGUAUUUGUGAAUUAACUGCUCAUAUUAAACGAGCUCGAACAGCUACAUGGUGUGCUCUACAGAUGGCUGAUAAACGAAAUCCUCUUCUACGACAGAAUGGAAUUGACUUGGAGAAUCCUGUCAAUAUGAAGUCUUUUACGAUAGAUCCUGUUGAACUAAGUGGGACCGAAGUCUCGUCCAAGCCGGCAGCAGAGAAAGCUAGCAGUUAAUACGGACAGAAUACAUGAAGGAAUCGCAUUUGCAGCUAAAGGAAUGAUUAACAGAGGCUUGUCUUUUUUCAUAUUAGAUUAUUUAUUGCGCAAUUUAAUAUGACAAUUAUUAUUAUUAUUAUUAUGACAAUUCUACUUUUUAUGAUGCUUGUUGAUAGGUGGUGACAUAGUGAUGAUCUUUAGAAGAAUGAUCUUAGAUUAUGAUGUAAACAUGGCUCAAUAAGGAGUAGUUUUAUUGGUGAAUAUAUAAUAUGUGUAUAGUUCGUUAGUUGUUAUCUAGUUUGUUGAGAGUAUAUUUUUCUUAUGUGAUUAAUAUUGUGAGGACAUAGUGAUAAAGUUAUUAUUAGAUCAUUCAAAUCGGUUGUUGAUAGAAAUUCAGGGAUGUAGUUUAAUUGAAGAAUUUUGGAAAAAAAUGUUUGUCUGAAGCUGUCAGGAAACAGAUCCCACACCAAUAAUUGCAAAAUUCAGUAAAAUGGGGUAUCUUGCAUGACUCUCAACUAGUCGCAACACCUAUUAUAUGGUGAGACGGCAGGGCAAAAUUUAUAAACAGCCUCAAUCAAUGUAUGGCAUAUGUUCAGAAAACUUUUGUAAAAUUUCCACAAGUUAUCUACAUCCCCGGAUAUUUGGUCAAAUGUAUAUAUCAGUAUAUUUAUAAUAUUUGCAAUUAGACAUAUCGGUUUGUGCUCUCUUUGUUCCUAAUCAAAACAACAGAAUCUCAGGUUGAUGAAAAUAAGUUGCAUUUUUAGGAUUAUGAUUUCAGUUUAGUUCAUUCCACAGUCAGGUUGUAAAAUGGUCAUAAAUAUACCAUGUAGAUAUAAGGACCACAUUCCUGUUUAGCUUAAUUAUAUACAAUUUUAUCAAAUAUUAACUCACAAUUUCAUAUCAUUCAUAGAUUUUUUGUUUUAAAAGAAAAGUGUAAUAAUUUCAUAUACACACACGCUCACAAAGCACUAUUAAUCAAAUUUUGUGCACAUCAGCAUUAUUAUUUUUUGUCAUUUUCUGUUUCAAAGACAUUUAACAACUGAAUCUCUGAUACUAAGAUAUUUUUCCUGUGAAAAUCCCUCUGAAUCUGUCUUUUCAAGGUAAAUGUUACCUGCAAAAUGCCUAUAAAUUAUUAAAUACAUUUACGCAGAAGAAUGUGUUUUUUCUCAUUAACCUGUUCACUAAGUUACCAAAUACACAGUGAAAUUAAUACUUUAAAUUAUGAAAAUGAUGUCACACCUGAGAAUUUAUGAAGAUUUUUUGUUUGCAAUAUUUGUAGCUUUACUGCCAUAAAUAUAGAUAUAGAAAUAGGAUAACCUAAGUCAAUGAUAUAAAAUGGAAAUAGUUUACCUUGAUGGUUAUACUCUUGACAUUCCUCAAAAAUCAUGUUAGUUCAGUAAUUGUAAAUAUAGAAUUUUGUGUUAUUUAAAAAAAAAGUGUGUAUUAUAAUUAAUAUUAUAAUUAAAGAAAUCAAAUAAUUAAAUAUCAUCAUUGUCUCAAAUAAUUUAUUUACCAUGUAGUGUUUUAUUAUUUAUUAAAAUCGAUAAUUAUAACGGACAUGGAAAUGUGUGCCAUAGACAAGUAAUAGCUUUAACAAGAAAAAUAGUUGUAUAAUAAUGAAGUUUCAUUUAAAUAAGAUUUUUUAAAGUGCCUGAACAAAUAUAGAUUUUAAGAAAAUUAUUAAUCAGAAAAGUUAUUUAUUCAAUAUAUACUGGACGAGAAAUAUUAACCAGAAAAAUUAUUUAUUCAAUAUUUUAAUGGAACCGAAAAAUUAUCAAUAUUUCGAAUCGAAUCUCUGUAUAUUUUUUAUUAAAUAUAAAAUCAUAUUUUACCAGAAUCCAUGGAAGCCAACAAAUUACAAUGUAUAGUAUAUACCUCUAAACCCUUAAUACUUCAUGGCAAAUUUAUUAAUUAAACCAAGGGCGUUUGUAUAUUCUAUUUAUUCAGGAGUUAUUCAGAAAGUUCUAAAAAAAUACUUUAAUGUUGUUUUUUUCAAAUAAAUUUUAUAUGCUGAUGUAUUUUUCUUGAUCUGAUAGAAAUCAUAUUAAAAGUACUUUAGAGAAAUAUGAGAAGUGCCUUCUUGUUAGCAUUGAGAUCAGAUAUCCUCCAAAGUGAAUUGAAACUAAUGUACUGUUUCGUUUGUAUCAGAAUUAAUUUAGAGGACUUCUGAAUCAGAGUGUGCCAAAUAUGAAAGCGUACUUAAGGACUAUUGUUAACAUAAACUCUUUGUUGGUAAAAGAAAACAAGAAAAAUAUUAAAUAUUUCAACGAAUAAUAUUAUUCAGUGCUAUUUUAAUUUAUUUUUUUUUAUCAUAGAUUUAUGAAUAUGUAUAACUUCAUUGUAAAGUAUUAAGAGUCCCAUAAUAAUUAAAUUAUUAAACAGUUUGUCUCAAAAGUUAUAAGCGAUAUCAAUUUGUGAUAGGGUUACAACUAGUCCAUUUGAUGUAUUAAAUGUAACUUUUUAUAGUUUUAAUCAAAAGUUAAGAAUUAUGAAACUUUGAUGUAAACAUAACUUUCACAAAAAUAGUAUCCUUCAUUUAGUAAUAAAAUCAAUCCUUUACAAAGUGAAUUCAAUUUGAACAAAAAUUAAGAUAAAACAUUAUGCUUUAAGACAAAAAGACUGUAGAGAAUAUAAUUAGGCCACAUUAAUUUGUUUUUCUGUUCUUCUGGAACACCUGUUAAAAUAUUUUUGGAAAAAAGACUAAUUUAAAAACCAAAAGUACUUGGUUGUGCUGUUGAAAAGCUUUUAGUUCCAAAUUUUUAAUUUUGACAUUUUAAACAACAAAACAUCUUUCACAAAUGACUAUUUGUUUAUCAAUAACCUGAAGAACAGAAAAUCAAAUUUGUCUGACUGUGGCCUAAUGUGUACAUUAUGUGUAUAUCAUUUAUCUGUGUAUUAAUAAAAUGAGCAGAUUUAAUUAAAUCCAUCAACAGUUAAAUAUAACUUUAAAAUGUACUUAUAUCUUUCAUGAAAAAAAAACUGACAACAAUAUCAUGACAUAGAUACAAUUUCAUUGACACAAUGGAUCAUACUUACAUCUAGAACUUUUAAAAAAGCACACUUUCCAUACUCAUUGAAUUCGAAUUUUGCAAUUUUUAUGUGUUCAAACUAUAAUAAAAUGGAUCUAUAUCAUUAACUAAUUGUUUUCAUGUAGUUUCUGCAGCAUUCUUUAUAUUGUCUUGGUGUAAACAUUGUAGUUUGUUUAUAUUAAAUAAUGUUAUAGUUCUGUAGAUGUGUUAGAUCUGAUGUUUACAAACGUUUAGUGAUAUAAAUAGGUAUUGCAGGGUUGUGAGAGCAGAUAUUAAAUAGGGAAUUUGUAUAAUCCCUGACCCGGUCAUUUUCUAGUUCAAUAUUAGUAUUAGUUCAAUAUGUUUUUGUGAUAAAUUAAAAUCAUCGUCUCCAUAUUUAUGUAAUUACAUAUAAAGCUAGCUAUUGUACACUUGGCAGUAUUUAAAUUGGGUUCAUACAUGAUUAAUUUUUGUUUUAUUUGGAAAUUGCAUGUUUUUGAGGUCUAUGCAGAGAUGAGCAUAUCCCUGUUGCAUGUUCUCAAACAAAACGCAGGGGAGAAUGACAAACACUUCAUUCCUUCUCAUUGAUUUGCGUUUUUAAUUGAUAAUGAUUUAUUAGACUGUGAAUUAUAGAAAUGGAUUGAUUAAAGCAUUUAAUUUGGUUGACAAAUUUGUAACCUAGAAUCAGUAAUGUUGUAAAAUGUUAUAUAGUUUGGGUGAUAAAAAGUAGUAUUGGUAGUAAUUGUAGAUUAUAUGUAGUUAGAUAUUUUAAUAUUUAGAAGUGAAAUUAGGUAUUGCUUUGACAUACAAAAUAUUAAACUGAACUCUAUUUUUCCAAGAUAUGUACAUGGAGCUUAUAUGUUUUACAUAACAUAAAAAUUAGAUAACUUAGUGAUAUAGAAAUUGUGCCCUAUUAUAUUUUUCUCAUAUAUGUUUUUUGUGGUGAAUUUGUUAUAAUGUGUGUUUUUAUUAAACAGUUCACAUUUUUUACUCAAAAGUGUGUCAUUCCUUAUUUUUGUGGAUUUAAUAGACCUCAGAUAAUAUGCAUAUCAUCUGCAAAUAAAUUAUUUAUAUUAAUUAAUGGUCACAGUUUAUUAAUUAAUUGUACAAUUUUUUCAUUAAGGUUGUUUGUUUGAAAAAAACUUUUUUUUAUUUUCAAUGGGUUGUAAAUUUAUCAAUAUAUCUGUAUUAUUUAAAUGGAAUAUUAACCAAAUUGUACAAAUAUUUAUUUCACUUAUUAAUAAUAUUUGAUGCACUGCACAAAGUCAAUCAUUGCUUAGUUUAUUAAUUUAUGCUAAAUCAGCUUCUUAACAGGUCUAAACUGUAUUUGUAUGGUUAUUUAUUAAUUAAAUUAAUUUUUGAUCAGAAUGUCUUUAGUUUGAGAUAGUGAGGAAAUAAAGUUACUAAUUUUGUUUAAAAAAAAUUAAAUAAUUCAUAUUAUAUUCUCUGUUUUCAGUUCAUUCAUUUGUCUAGAUAGCAAAAGCCAAAAUCCUGUACUAAUGCAAAUUAUUCCUGUAAAAAUUUGAAAGUAAGUUAUUUUUAGUACACAAAUGCAAUGUCUUAAAAAGCUUUCUUUUCAAAGAAUGACUUCAACUAGCAAGAUCCAGACCUUUGUAACUGAUAAAUUGGUUUUUUUUAAAUAUAACAUUAGAAAUGUUUAGAAGCUGUUCUUUUUAUCCUGUUUAUUUAGUUGGUUAUAUGCAGAAUUAUAUUCUAUUCAGGAAAAGAAUCAUAAACACAAAAGCCAGAAUAUUUUCAUAAUUGUAAAUAAGAAUUAUUUUUAUAAUAUGAAAUAGAAAUGUUAAUUACAGCAAAGUGUUAUUGCUCAAACCUCAUUGUGUGUAUCUGAAGGCAGUAUUUUGUUUCAAUCUAUGCAUCUAAUUAAGUUUUAAACAGGAGUCCUUGUAAUAAUUCUGAAAUUUACAAAGUUGCUAUUUGCAUUGGAAAAAUUGAAAGUCCAGUGCAAUAUUUAAUUAUUUGUCAUGUGUAGAGAAUCCGUGUCAAACAUAUUCAACCCAAAAACGUUUUGAUCACACAAAUGUAUGCUCUUCUGAAGAUGGGAAAUUCUGUAGAUGUAAAAAUUAUUAUAAAAGGAGGUAAACCAUAUUUAUUAAAAAGCUUAUUUUAAUUUCCUAAAGCGAUAAAUUUUUAAUAAGGGAGUAAAUAUCUUUUAAACAUUCUGAUCAUACCCUAGCGAUCUGUGUAUAAAUGCUUCCAUAAAGCAGUCAACAUGAGAGGUAACCCCACAUGGUUUUAAAAAGUUCGUGAUCAGAAGCUGAACAUGAGGCAUGUACAUUAAUAUUGAUAGUAAACCAUGUUAAAUAGAAGGGUGAGAAUGUCUUGCUCUGAUUCUCUAUGUAUCGUCUGAAGUUAGGCAAUUGUUAAUAAUUUGGGCACAUCUGUCUCAGAAUCUACAGACUAUUUCCAUGUAAAGUAAGAUAAUGUAUCUUAAAUUAUUUCUUUAAGUGCUCCUCAACACACCAAUGCUUGAAUUACAGAACAAACCUAUUGAAAUGUAUUCCAUAUUAAUUGCCAAACACUAUAUUUUUUUAUAUAAAAUCCAUAAUCCUUGUUUGUUUUCACUGAUCAAAUAACAUUUCACUGUGAUAAAAUUAUGACAGCUUGUUUUUAAGUUUGGAUAAUAUCAAAUUAUGUUAUUUAUAAGACCAAUUAAAUGUAGCACAAAUUUUCAGCAAUCUCUUAAUUUGGACGACAUAUUUGAAUUUAUGGAGAUUAUAUCAUAGCACUAUUUAGUGAUGUUUUUUUUCUCAAAUUGUUUCAUUAUUUUUUUUGUUCAAGUUUUGUUUGAAUAUUAUUAAUCCUUUAAUUUCUAUGAAAUAUGUCUAUUUAAUCUUACCCAAAACACAGAAUAAACUGCUCUGUUCAUCUUGAAAAGGAGAUUAGGGACCAAGUUCUUCUUAGAUAAUUCUCUUUAGGGUUCAUGCAGUAAUAAUGGACUAUCCAAAUUGAAUAAGAAAAUGAAUUUGCAUGAAUCUCACAACAAAAUUUCGGAAGCAGCUGGCUUGAAAGAAUGAGACAAGGAGCAUUUGUGUUCUGUGGGUCUAGACAGUGGUCAUUGUCCAUUGUUUAAUAUUUUUUUUGUUGCAAUGUUUCAUUGAACUAUAUUUACUCAUCUAUAGCUUUGGGCGGUAUUUACAUAGUCACAUUAGGCAGUUAUUUAAUUGCUAAUUUUCUAUGAAUAUUAAUCAUUAUGCAUAUUUUUAUCUAAGAUUGAGCACCUUGAAUUUGUUCAAACUUUGUGAAAUUUUUAAUCUUAUUGUUUGAUUAUAGUACUUUGUGCACUGUUGAGUGCAAGUAGUUUUUUUGUAUAGUUAUAAAUAGUAGACACUAGCUUUCCUGUGAUACUAAUGUAGAGUGCAGGGUCCCUUCAGAUAUAUUAAAAUCUUUGUUAUCAUCUUACAUUUUACCUAAAGUCUUAAGUACAGUUUACCGUUUCCAAAUUUUAAAUUUAAAUCAAUAAACAGCUGAAUUUUAAUUAUCUACUUAAUAGAUCUUUUAUGGUUACAAUCCUAGGGUUUAUUUGGUUAAAACAGUAAAUAUUACGAAAAAAUUGUUGUGAGUGUAUUGAAUAAUUUAUCAACUUGUGUAUAGAUCAAAAUUAUAUAUAAAUCAUGACUUGUCUAAGUCAGGGUGGUAAAGUUAAAUAUCUGUGGGCUUGCUUAAUAAUAAUAUGGAUUAAAUGGUAUCACUCUACAUGGAUAUUUUCUCUCUCUAAGACUUCGAAAUACUGUUAACAUUUCGAAAGGUAGUUAUCUGGUAGAACAUUGUUUUGUCAACUGCUGGGAGAAAAUAGUACCAAAGACGUAGAUGUUAUUUACAUAUACAGGAAUUGUAGUUGUUUGACUUGAUAUUAAUCAUUAGAUAUUAUUAAUAAUUAGUUUAAUUUUUCAAUCACGUUGCGGGGUUUGGCCGCUUAUGAAAUCUAUUUUUAAAGUGACAAAUAUAUUUAUUUAGUAUUUACUCUGUUAGAAUUUAAGACGUGUUAAAAGUCUUGCUAAUAUCUUGAUGAGGUACAUGUGUAGAUAUGUAGACGCUGGAAAUGGUGGUGCACUGUUUUGCAAUAAUUACUAUUUUUAUGUUAAUGCAUUAUUUACGGCCCAGCUGUUGGGGAGGUUAUAUUGUGAUAAGUAUGAGAAAUGAAUGAAGAUUAAAGUACAUUGAGAUGACAAUACAUUAUGAUCUUUUUCUCUCCUGUUUGAAUUUUUAGAAAAUAUUUUAAAGCUUAUGGAAAUCAAAGUGUAGAAUUUAUUGAGUGUCACUUGUUAUCUCUGCCAUUAUUAAAUGAUUUGCUGCUAAGAGAAUAAUUUUAUGAAUGUCUGCCAGUUUUUUUUAUUCAGAGGGACUAUUUAGCUAUUUGUUUAGGACAGAUGUGGAUUAGGCAGUGAUAUGGAAUGUCAAAUACACAUCAUUCCUCAGUGGUGCUGUGCCGCUCCACCAUCCAUCAAAUUUGACAAAUUUUGACCGUGGGUUUUCAUCCAAAACAACAGUUGUUUCAAUGAUUAAGCGUAGCCAAUUUUCAAAGGAGUAUAACUCCAAAAAUUGUGAUUUUACUUCAAUAUUAGCAAUGACAACCCACAAAAUCACGCUAAAUCAUGCUGUUUUUAUUUCUCUUGAUGGUGUUAUUUAUCCAGGACUUACGCCUGUCGUAAAUAUAAACAUAAAGAGUAUGUUUAGCAAUUGAGAAUAUGGCUCCAAUGUCAAAGCUUUGAAAAUAAAAUACCUGAGAUAAGAAAUGACACUUCAAUUAUUCUAUACACUCUUAUUUAUUAUGAAAAACUGAAACAAUUGUAACAAUUGUUUUGAUUAUGAUUAUCCUUCCAAGUUGCAUUUAGUUUCAAUAAUUGUCUGAAAUUGAAUUAUAUUAUUAUGCAAGAAAGGUAAAUAUUGAUUAUAGAUAUUAUCAAUUAUUUGUUUAAUAAACCAAAGAUUGUAAAGACUCUUUAUGUUAUAUCAUUAUUGUUAAGUUAUCUAUGUACUGUAUAGAGUAUUGUUAAUAACCAGGCCUGUGUUAAGAGGUUUGUUAGUUGCUAUGACAACUUUACGAUGAUUGUUAGGUUGAAUAAUGAAAUAAAGAUACAGCAUGAUUUGUUUGAAGACUU
Patella vulgata (common limpet) is the source of this 10873-nucleotide messenger RNA. RefSeq lists its product as uncharacterized. The record is from RefSeq and is a predicted model, not a curated record. NCBI's taxonomy places the organism in Eukaryota, Metazoa, Mollusca, Gastropoda, Patellidae. The transcript is spliced from 7 exons. Gene Ontology annotation, cellular component: cytoplasm; nucleus. The coding region runs from base 28 to 2763 and encodes 911 amino acids. Gene Ontology annotation, biological process: meiotic cell cycle; mRNA stabilization; male meiosis I.